GAUAUUUGGUGCGUGUAUUUUUAAAUGAAAGAUGUCUUGCACAAUUUGUUUCGAACGUUUUAAAGGAUCUGAAAACAAUUUGUAUUCAACUACUUGUGGACAUAUUUAUCAUUUUGUUUGUAUGCAGCAAUGGAAAAGCCGAAGCACCAGUUGUCCCCAGUGCCGUGCUUACAAUCCAAAAACGCAUAAAAUUUAUCUGGAACUUAAUGACGAGGAGCCAAACACCUCUCAGCUUGAAGACCAAUUGCGAGAGUGUCGAUCAAAAAUCAACCAAUUGGAGCUGGAACUCAAAAGGUCUAAUAAUAGAUUUCCAAAUAAAGGAAACCCAAUAAAAUGUCAAAUGUUGGAAGAAACGCUAGAAAGCACCCUGGAAUACAACAAAACCCUCGAAAAGAAACUUAAAGAAGAUGGAAUUAAAAUUAACAAUCUAGAAAAGCAAAUAAGUGGCAUGAGGGCAAAUCUAAACAAAAUAACGGCAGAAAAAAAUAAUCUAGAGCUGAAGUAUAAAAAUCUUGAAGUUGAACAUAGACGCAUUAAAAAUUUGAGCGAAACGCCGUCAAACACACGUUUAACAAGUUACAUAUCGCGCAUGAUACGAAACUGUAGCCUAAAAAUAGUUGGGGCCCAAGUAAAUCCGCAUUCUAAUUUAACUAAUUUCGUUUUGUAUCUCGGUCAUAAAAUGGAUGUUCGUUAUGUACGCAGCGAUAUAAUAAGAACAUUCUAUCACAAAGAAGAGAAGACAUUAUUGGUACAAUUUAGAACAGUACAUCAGCGAGAUGAGUUUUACGAAAAUGAACACCAACUCAAUUACUAUAAUGAAACGGAAUGUAUUGAAUUUUUCGAUGUUGGCGAUGAUGCAUUUGUCAACACAACUCUCUUCGACUAUGCCCUAAAUCUAAAAAUGUUUAAUUAUAAAUCAGUAUUUCGGCAAAAUAAAAAAGUCAUGGCCCGCAAGGAUAUAUAUGAGGAUGCUAUACGUAUUUACAGCAAAGAACAUGUCGAAGAAUUAAUAGAUGAAGAGUCAUCCAACGAAUCUCAUGUGGGCCACUGUGGCCUUAUAUUUAGCUGCUAGCUAAUAAUAUUAUUCUUUUUUUCAUUUAUUUUUUUUAAAGCAAAUCAAAUAUUUUUAAUAAUUUCUACUCUUACCCCCAUGGGGGUUAAUGAAUAAUUUAAUCUGAUCAAGUUAUUAUAAAUCAAAAAUUAAUUUUAAUAUUUGAAUACGCACAUAGUACAAAAUCAUUAUUUUUCAGAACAGAAUGUGCCAAAAAUUUUCAAACAUUAACAACUUUUAUUAAUUUUUCA
Messenger RNA from Calliphora vicina (urban bluebottle blowfly), 1302 nucleotides. RefSeq lists its product as uncharacterized. Gene Ontology annotation, biological process: replication fork processing; protein ubiquitination. The transcript is spliced from 2 exons. NCBI's taxonomy places the organism in Eukaryota, Metazoa, Arthropoda, Insecta, Diptera, Calliphoridae. Gene Ontology annotation, molecular function: ubiquitin protein ligase activity. The record is from RefSeq and is a predicted model, not a curated record. Gene Ontology annotation, cellular component: site of DNA damage; nucleus. The coding region runs from base 32 to 1072 and encodes 346 amino acids.